AUGCUAACCCCAUCAACAGAUAGUCAGUGGCAGGAAUCCAGAUUCUUUUCCAGUCCACGGGAUUCAUCUGGACCAGCUGGGCAAUCUAGUCCGGUAUUCCGUGCUAAUCAGCAGCAGCGAAACAGACAGAAGCUGGUUGAGAGAGAUCGGAAGAAACAGGAGGCAAUUGUCCAUCGUAGCAACCCAACCGAAGCACGGGAUCGCGUGCCUCGAUAUAAGUCUGCUCAGACUGUGCAGGGCAUCAUCUUGGUCUCGACACACGAGUUACCCGAUCGUCUGCGCAACGUCUUUCCGUUUCCUGUCUUCAAUGCAGUCCAGUCGAGAUGCUAUGACUCAAUCUUCAACACCGAUGACAACUUCGUUCUCUCGUCUCCAACUGGAAGCGGUAAAACCGCUGUCUUUGAGCUCGCCAUCUGUCGAGCGAUCAAGCAGUUCAAAAAUGAGGAGUUCAAGGUCGUCUACCAAGCACCCACGAAGGCCCUCUGCUCCGAGCGGAAGGAAGACUGGACCAACAAGUUCCGACACCUAGACUGCAAAUGCGAGGAGCUGACGGGCGACUCCGACCACUGGCAAAUGAAGAAUGUUCAGGAAGCAACCAUCAUCGUGACGACGCCAGAGAAGUGGGACAGCAUCACGAGAAAGUGGAAAGAUCAUAUGAAGUUGAUGAAAAUGAUCAAGCUCUUUCUCAUCGACGAAGUCCAUAUCCUGCGCGAGGACCGUGGCGCAACUUUGGAGGCAAUAGUCAGUCGCACGAAGUCGGUUGAUUCCUCGGUCCGGUUCAUAGCCGUUUCGGCGACAGUGCCAAACGUGGAGGACAUUGCAGAGUGGCUUGGACGGAGUUCGAACCGAAGUCGCGAGCCUGCACUACUCGAGAAAUUCGGAGAGGAGUUCAGGCCGGUAAAGCUUCAGAAACAUGUCAUUGGCUACGACAUGAAGUCAAGCAACGAAUUUGCUUUUAGCAAGUUCCUGGACAAGAAUCGCUAUAGUCAGCGGAAACCCAUCAUGGUGUUCUGCUUCACGCGACGUUCUUGUGAGGAGACCGCGAAGGCUUUGGCGUCGUGGUGGGCAGGAAGCGGGCUAAACAAUCGACACUGGGACGGCCCCAAGGAGGUCGUCAAAUCAAAACUGCAAGGCUUGAGGGACUGCCUCACAUCUGGUGUUGCGUAUCAUCAUGCCGGACUGGACCUCGAUGACCGUCGCGCAGUCGCCAAAGGGUAUAUGAACGGCAAUAUCAAUGUGAUCUGUUGUACUUCAACACUCGCCGUUGGGAUCAAUUUGCCAUGCCAUUUCGUGGUACUCAAGGGCACUGCAUCCUACUCAAACAAUGUGAUCCGGGAUUACUCGGACAUCGAGGUCAUGCAGAUGCUGGGAAGGGCUGGCCGCCCGCAAUUCGACGACUCGGCCGUCGCCGUGAUCAUGUGCCGACCUGGGCAAGUCGGACGCUAUCAGAAGAUGGUAUCCGGACAGGAAAUUCUCGAGAGCUGUCUGCAUCGCAAUCUCAUCGAGCAUUUGAACGCAGAAGUUGGCCUGGGCACCAUCACGGAUAUCGCCUCCGCGAAACGAUGGCUGACUGGCACAUUUCUCUAUGUACGGCUGAAGAAAAAUCCUACAUACUACAAGCUCAAGGAUGGGGCCCGGAUCAACAAUCUGGACGAAUUGCUGGACGAGAUCUUGAGCAAGGAUAUACAGCAACUGCAAGAGCUAGGGUUGGUCGAGACCGAACCACGAUACAAGGCGACGGAGUAUGGCGAUGCCAUGGCCAGGUACUACGUGUUGUUUGACACGAUGAAGAGCAUCUUACAGUUGCCAACGAAGGCCAAGGUGUCGGAUAUUCUGUCCGCGAUCGCACAAGCGUCCGAAUUCCGUGAGAUCAGAUUCCGCUCGGGAGAAAAGCAGUUCUACAAGGCUGUGAACAAAUUGCCAUUGAUCCGGUUCCCGAUUCCAGUUAACUUGGAUAUGCCUGCGCACAAGGUGUCCCUCAUCAUUCAAUCCAUCCUCGGCGCAAUCGACACGCAAAGUCUUCCUGACAACAAGCUGCAUGCCCACCAGUUCACCGUAGACAAGGCCAUCAUCUUCCAGAAUGUUCGUCGAAUGAUCCGAUGUGUGGUAGACUGCAAGCUCCACAUAGAUGAUUCGAUCUCCGCUCGCAAUGCUCUUGCCUUCUCGCGCAGUCUUGCCGCAGAGGUAUGGGAUGACUCACCUAAUAUCCUCAAACAGCUUGAUGGUGUCGGGAAUGUCGCGGUACGAAAGCUUGUCAAUGGCGGCAUUAAGGACUUCGAAACAUUGGACCAGACUCCGGCCCAUAGGAUUGAGAUGAUCAUGUCCCGAAACCCACCGUACGGCCAACGAAUGCUAGACAAAGCUAAACUAUUCCCAAAGCUGCGGGUUUGUCUGCAAAUGAAUGGGGCUCCCAGCAUCAAGCGUGGCGAAGGGGCGUCCAUCAAUGUUCGAGCGGAGAUCGGCUUCAUGAACGACAUCGUCCCCGCCACGUUUAACAGGCAGUCGGUCUUCAUCUGUUUCCUUGCCGAGACGUCGGAUGGGCAAAAGAUACAUUUUUGCCGAAUCAGCGCCAAGCAUCUCGAUGCCGGGAAAGAUGUGCUCUUUUGCGCCAACCUCACGAGCACGACGCAGAUGAUCUUUGCGCACGUUAUGUGCGAUGAACAAGCCGGGACGCUGAGGACUGCUUCGUUGAAGCCGACCCUUCCCGCCCAUGCUUUUCACCUUGUGGAGAAGAAGAGCGACCAGAGAGAUAUUCGCGGGAUGAUGCAAUCCCAGGAAGCAGAGAAGAAGUCCAACAAUCUGUUCCCGAAUGAAGUUCCCGCGGAAGAACUCGACGAUGCCGAUUUCGACUGGGAUGAUUUCGAUGCGGCUGCUGCUGCUGUCAAUGAUUUCCAAGAUAUCGACGACUUGAUCGCCGAAGGGCCAGAGAAAAGGUCCCAGCAGCAGAAGGUCAGCUUCUUCGCCGCACCGGAUACAUCGGAGCCAAAAGAACCCAAGAAGCUUCCAAGCGGCAAAUGGGAAUGUAAUCACCCUUGCAAGGACAAGGCGAAGUGUAGGCAUCUUUGCUGUAAAGAAGGGGUUGAUAAGCCCCCUAAG
This is a messenger RNA of Eremomyces bilateralis CBS 781.70, 3096 nucleotides long. RefSeq names its product P-loop containing nucleoside triphosphate hydrolase protein. Gene Ontology annotation, molecular function: nucleic acid binding; ATP binding. Lineage: Eukaryota; Fungi; Ascomycota; Dothideomycetes; Eremomycetales; Eremomycetaceae. The annotation marks the transcript as partial. The transcript has 4 exons. The record is from RefSeq and is a predicted model, not a curated record.